Phycomyces blakesleeanus NRRL 1555(-) is the source of this 1425-nucleotide messenger RNA. RefSeq lists its product as hypothetical. The record is from RefSeq and is a predicted model, not a curated record. Bases 1 to 1425 code for a protein of 474 amino acids. The transcript has a single exon. NCBI's taxonomy places the organism in Eukaryota, Fungi, Mucoromycota, Mucoromycetes, Mucorales, Phycomycetaceae. Gene Ontology annotation, molecular function: nucleosome binding; histone binding.
AUGACAGCUUGGCUUGAAGAAAGUAUUGAUGAACCCGGAUUGAGACAGGCUCUGCAGGAUGUCCUGACAAAAUAUCCAUCAACAAUCAACACAAUCAAAGGUCUCAUCGACCACUACACCGCAAAACUUGCCCUUGUCGAACAAGCCGAACCAGACUCCAAGAAACGCAAGACAAACCAUCACAACACUUUAGAAAUCACAGCACCACCAACACACACAAUCAUCGCAUCAAUAAUCGAUGUCUCCUUUAAUAUCCCAGCUCGUAAAAAAUUCAACAUCGUAAUCACUAAUUUCAAUCUACAAUUGGUCAAUUCAAAAACACAAAUCCCAGAAUACGAAUAUCUUUUGGACGAUGUCGAAAUUGCCUCAUGUACACCAACGCCCGACAAAGCACAGAAAAACUACACAAUCGCUCUCUUUUUCAAAAACAAGGCACACCAAAAAGAAGAAGGAGAGAAUACACCGGCAGCGAUAACAGCAACAGAAUCUGUCGUUUUUAAUAUACAGGACAAGGCAGAUCUUGUGGUCACACGUCCAGGCCACCAAACCGACCAAAUUCUUGGUCAAGACAAACACCUCGCAUUGAUCGAAAUUCUGCAAAAGGACGCUCGCCUUUCUGUCACCCAACCAUCUGGCCAGCUGUUUACUUCAACUGUCACAUCCCCAACUACAGGCAAGCGCGAACACGACAGACUCUAUGUAAAUGUGUUCCUGAGAAGCAAACAAGGCAGCCUGUUCUUUUUACCCGAAGGUGUUCUUUACGGAUUUAAGAAGCCCACAUUUAUCAUACCCGUCAAGAGCAUUUCAUCUAUUGUAGUCAGUACAAUCACUCAGCACACAUUUGAUCUAUCUUUAAUACUCAAAAAAGGCGCCAAUGUGUUGGGCGCACCUCUGUCAUCUAUUUCCACUACAUCAACAUCAUCAUCAUCAUCAUCAUCAAACUCAAACUCAAAUUCAAAUCCAAGUUCAGGCGUAAAGAAUAAGGAUGAAAAAGAACAAACUACAACAAUCGAGUUUUCAAUGAUCGAACGAUCGGAAUAUGAUGGUAUUGAUGAAUAUAUCAAGAGAUCUAAAAUCCACGACAAAAGCAUGAGCGAGGAAACAAAGGCUCCCGAGCCAAAACAAAAGGCAGUAGGAUCCAAAGAGAACUCAGCAACAAUAGCAGAAAAAGAUAUUCAGAAUAACAACAAAACAAUAUCAAGCAACAACUAUGAUGACGACGAUGAUGAUGAAGAAGAUGAAGAUUAUGAUCCAAGUAACUAUGAAAAAGAUCUAAAUUAUGGUUCGGAUUCAAGAUCAGAGGGAGACUCUGAUGAUUUUAGUGAAGACGAUGACAUUGAAGAUGAAAUUGAAGACCAAGAUCAAGCUCAAGAUCAAGAUCAAGACGGAAAUAAUUCUGGAGAUCAGCUUGAAGACAGUGACUAA